AAUGUCUUGGGAUGCUUAUGUAACAAACUUGACAGCCAAUGGUGCACUAGAAUAUGCUGCCAUCAUUGGAUUAGAUGGAAACAUUUGGGCUAGCAAUUUUGGUGUUGCUGUUCUCCCAUCCUACUAAGCUGAUGUACCAGAUGAGAAAAAUCCAGACGUAACAACAAAGGUUGCUUACGAUGAGAAGGCUGCUUUUGUACAUGCUCUUACUCACAAUGGAGAAUCAGGUAAUAAAGCUGGAAUUAGAAUCAAUAACUAAAAAUAUUAUUCAGUCUAAUUUGAUGGAGAAUCCAAAUCCUGGUACUUAAAGAAGGUAUUUAAAAUAUUCAUAAUCAUAGAAUAAAGGUGGAGCUUGUGUUGCUUGGUCUAAUACAGUUGCUGUCUUUGCUUCAUUCUCCCAAACCAUUAAUGCUGAAAAUGGUGCUCCAUAGAAUGCCAGCGAUUGCAACAAGCGAGUCCUUGAUAUGGCAAAAUACCUUGCUGAUUCUGGAUAUUGAGU
Messenger RNA from Paramecium pentaurelia, 499 nucleotides. NCBI's taxonomy places the organism in Eukaryota, Ciliophora, Oligohymenophorea, Peniculida, Parameciidae. The record is from the annotation of a GenBank genome assembly.